This is a messenger RNA of Fusarium verticillioides 7600, 454 nucleotides long. RefSeq lists its product as hypothetical. The record is from RefSeq and is a predicted model, not a curated record. Bases 83 to 316 code for a protein of 77 amino acids. The transcript has 2 exons. NCBI's taxonomy places the organism in Eukaryota, Fungi, Ascomycota, Sordariomycetes, Hypocreales, Nectriaceae.
AUAAAAGUCUUACUGUCAAAUCUCUACAUUUCCCGCCCUUCCAUAGUCAGCAAUUCUUCCCACAAAAGCCCCAGUCUCAGCUAUGUCUUUUCGACCGCAUCCAUUGCCCUUUACCAGCAAAGACCCCAGAAUGAACGACGCAACCGGGGAGGGUGAGGCGGCGAUUAGUGACCCGUGUCUUUUCCCAUGUUACGUCGCCUCGGAACCAGCAUACGCUCUCGCGAGAAAGAUUAAAGAGAAGAAGCAUAAGAGAGAUGAAGCUAAAGCGGCUGAGAAGAAGCUGGACGACGUGGAGAGUACAAAAGGAAAGGAAUAGCUUAUAGGAGGAGUAAUGUGCUUUAGUAUGACUUGUUUAAUUUAUUUGUAAUUGUUGUUCUUGAGAAGAGAGAGAGAGGAGCAAGCAACCUUAAGUCUAUGGUAAAUUUCUGGUAUAUAUCAAAACAGGGAAUUACUG